Molecule: messenger RNA, 1041 nt
Organism: Schistocerca americana (American grasshopper)
Lineage: Eukaryota; Metazoa; Arthropoda; Insecta; Orthoptera; Acrididae
Exons: 4
Coding region: 285-629 (114 amino acids)
Source: RefSeq, a predicted model, not a curated record
AGUGACAUGAAAGCAAUGGCAGGAGCUGAGGCAAUUUCCAAACUGAUAGUUACGUGAGUAGUUGAUAGUGGAUGCUCUCGACACCACAGAGUUUCAUCCCACAACAGCAGUUAAUUGGAUGUGUCUCCAGUUUUUGUUGCAUUAAUGACGGCAUUGAAGAAACAUACGUGACGUUUUGUUGGUUUGAAUAUCAACUCCGGCGAUGUGAAUGACGGAAGCAAUUGCUUGACAGUGUUGUGCAUCCAACGUGAAUUGUUAGAUGUGCUGUGUGGACUGUGGAGUCUAUGAAGCUGUCGUCAAUAAAGUUUGAAGACGUGCAGUUUUGUGACAAAAUAGGAUUACAAUGGAAGAAAGAAUUACUCCAGCUCCAAAAGGCAAAGCAAGAUGCCGUAAAAGUAAUCCUGCUUUAUGGAAGAAAACCAAGGAAAAAUAUAAAAGGCAUGGGCCAAUGGAACCACCACAAUAUCCAUAAUGGACCAACGUACAAAUGCAGGAAAUUAAGGAUGUUAGGCAUUCAACAGUUCCAUAAGAACUUCUACAGCUCUCCCAAUAAAAUUGAGCUAGACACUUUUAUGCUGAAAUAUCUGAGAGCAGAAAAGUCUGAAAGAGACACACUCAAAAGAAGGUAGCAGUAGGAAGAGCGUUGCUAUUGAGUAUUUCGUUAAACUUGCUAAUACCGAUAAAUUUCAAGUAAAAGUGUGCCAAAAAACAAUUCUCAAUAUUUUACAUGUGAGUAAAGAUAGAAUUCAGAGAAUUGCCAGAAAUCACUACCAAACUGGUGAAAUGCCUAAAGAGAAAAGAGGUGGUGCUAGAGACAGGCCACAGUACGAUGCAAAGAGACAAUCUGUAAAGUCUUCUAUUGAACGUUCGAAGUGCUGUGAAAGUCACUAUUGUUGAGGAAAAUCGUUGCAAAGAAAAUAUCUUCCCGGAAACUUUAGUAUUGCAAAGUUACACUUGAUUUAUAAUGCAGAGGUUUGUCAUGAGAGUGAAGCGAUGGUUCUUUCGCAACAUUCACAACAGGUUACAACAUCGGUUUUGGUU